Pisolithus orientalis is the source of this 581-nucleotide messenger RNA. RefSeq names its product DUF1909-domain-containing protein. NCBI's taxonomy places the organism in Eukaryota, Fungi, Basidiomycota, Agaricomycetes, Boletales, Pisolithaceae. The record is from RefSeq and is a predicted model, not a curated record. The transcript is spliced from 4 exons. The coding region runs from base 203 to 433 and encodes 76 amino acids.
AUUGUUCCAUUUACGCGAUCGACACUUCACUUUCCUGGCAGCUGUCUUGGGUUAUAGGCUGAUACCCUUCUGGUGCCUAUGACAUUAGGGUGCACUUGCAACUAGUAUUUGCAUUACAUAAUACUGUCCUCGUGAAGGUCUUCUCCGUCGCCCACAACCUCUUCUACAUCGUGUCAUCGUCAUCGUAGCCAGUGGAUACCCAAUGGGAAACGGCGCCAAGGCUGCUCAGAAACGAGAGCGCAAUGCUAGCAAACAAGCUGACAAAGGGCCCACCAGCCGGCUCAAGGUCAACGAGGCUGCCAAGAACAUCGUCUGUCAGAUAUGCAGACAGACCUUUUUACUGACCACGCGUGCACCUGCGUUGGAGGAACAUGCGACGAAUAAGCACUCCAAAUCACUAGCUGAGUGCUUCCCCGGCUACACUGGCAAGUAACCCUGAUAACGCGCGGCCCACGUGUGUUGUAUGGAUAAUUUCAAUGACGUAUCUUGCUCUACGAGCGCACGCAGCUGCACGACUCCUGAAAUGCUAUCAUGCCGAGGUAAUUGGUUGGAUGAGGGGUGACGAGACUACCAUACAGAAC